CUGGUUCAAUGCUCCACCCAACCACUUCUCCGAAUAUACUUCAGCUAAUAAUGUACAACUAUCUUGAGUCUGAUUUCUGCCUGGGGACUCUACAAGAUACGUACUAAUUGGCGUGUACUAUUCAUGUGGAUGACAUAUUCCUGGAAUACUCAUGUUCGAAGUGGAUUGAGAUCACCCUUUUCAUUCAAAUGGAUGCCUGGCAUAAACACCUACUGGUGCCUGAUCCAGCCUACCUUCUCAUAGCCCAUAGAAUCAAAGUAAUACAACCCACCGCAACAGCUUCCAACUACUCCAGUCACCCCAUCAUUCACAAUGACACAUGAGAACGAGAGCGUGCGACUAACACCAUCAAUAAUCCCCGAUCUUCCCAAUUAUGAUGUUAAAGAAUCAUCAUUCUUCAAAAGAUGGGAACAAUUACCUACUCCGGAAGAAGUGCAAGCACAAGCCAAAGCCCAGCAUCUCGCUGGAAUAAAUAUCUGUGAUCGACUCCGUCAGCUCGAACAGGACCCGGAGGAUACAUUCGUCGGCAACAUCGCACAAAAACCCAUCUACGACAGAAACUUCAGCAUCAAUCACCUACAUGAAGCAGGCCCAUUCCCCACCGUCCGCCAAUUCCACGACUGGUUCAGAUUCCUUCCCCGACGACGACGACGGAUGUCGGAUCCAUACUCUGUGCCCAUAGAACCAUAUCGCUAUGGUCUUCCAGACCACUGUGCCAUCAAAUUCACGCAUGGCGAUCUCCAUCGCAGUAACAUCCUCAUCACAUCCUCUCCUCCAUACCGUGUAAUGGCAAUCAUCGACUGGGAGCAAUCCGGCUGGCUACCUGCAUACUGGGAAGUGCGCAAAGCGCAAAUGUCAGCUUGGAAUGGUGAUGAAUGGGCAUCGGACUAUCUUCCCACGAUUCUGGAUGGAUUUGAAUAUACCGUGGAUUCAUGGUGGUGGUAUAUAGCCGCUUUGGGACCUUGACUAUUCUGUUUCACUUGUGAUGCAUAUACAUUAGUAUAUCCAGGUAAGUUAAAACCAAUAAAUAGAUAGACUAGUUAGCUAUAUUUAUCACCAAUAAGCGAC
Molecule: messenger RNA, 1068 nt
Organism: Aspergillus piperis CBS 112811
Lineage: Eukaryota; Fungi; Ascomycota; Eurotiomycetes; Eurotiales; Aspergillaceae
Exons: 4
Coding region: 313-966 (217 amino acids)
Source: RefSeq, a predicted model, not a curated record